AUGGUAGAGCAACCCGCAAACGUGGAUGCCGCCGUGAAUACCCCAGUUGUGGUUGAUUCAAACGAUGAUGGAACAGUCGCCCAGGAACUGGAAUUAGAGCAUAUGAGGAGUAUAUUGGAAGAGGCGAUUGUGGAAACGCGCAGUACGCCUCUCGAAAAUCGACCGCGACUUCCCCGCAUAGCCCUAAGCAAGCGGAAUCGGGCUGUCGUGAGGGCUCUGAACCCAAUGCUGGUUACCUAUUUGGAAGCCAGCCGGGACCUUUGCGAGACGGACUCAAUUCUUUUUGGCGCCGCGCUGGCAGUCUGCCGUAUCAUAGGCGCCAAGGUUUCCACGGCUGGACGCGCUACUGGCCAUAGUAGCGCUAUCCCAGCAUGGAGAAGAAGAAUUGAGGAACGUAUCGCAAAGGCUAGAGCUCUCAUCGGCAGACUGAUAUGCUUCAGAUCAGGCAACAACAGGCCAAGAAUUGUGCGCACCGUCAGGAUGGCGUUUGCUGGGACAAAUGUCAGUUUGUCCCAGCCGGAUAUAACGCAAAAACUGACGGAGCGCAUAGAUGAUCUGAAGCAGAGAAUCGCUGCUUGGGGAAAGCGGAUUCGGCGAUAUACCGAGAGGUCGACACGGUUCAACCAGAAUCGUCUCUUCCAGAGUGAUCAGAAGAGGCUCUAUGAAUCAUUGGAGCGACCAAUGGUAAGUGGAACGGGUCCAGCACCGAAUCAGGCCGACACUGUAGCAUUCUGGCGCGGCCUGUGGUCAGAGCCCGUAAACCACAGCGAGGGCCCUUGGACGGAAGUUGUGGCGAGUCAGUGUGCGGGUAUUACGCCCAUGGACCCCGUCAUCAUAACGCCGGAUGACGUAGCUGAGGCGGUUCGUAGGGCCCCGAACUGGAAAAGUCCGGGGCUUGACGGGCUGCAUCACUACUGGCUGAAGCGGUUCAUGGUGUGUCACUCUGUGCUCGCCCGACGGUUUCAAGAGGCUCUCACCCCGCAGUCGCUCCCAAGCCUCUUCACUACUGGGAUCACUCAUUUAGUUCCUAAAGACCAGGACUCGGCUAAAUCGCUUACAGUUCCGAGAUAA
Molecule: messenger RNA, 1071 nt
Organism: Parnassius apollo (apollo)
Lineage: Eukaryota; Metazoa; Arthropoda; Insecta; Lepidoptera; Papilionidae
Source: the annotation of a GenBank genome assembly